This is a messenger RNA of Oryza brachyantha (malo sina), 3908 nucleotides long. Its product is annotated as alpha,alpha-trehalose-phosphate synthase [UDP-forming] 6-like. NCBI's taxonomy places the organism in Eukaryota, Viridiplantae, Streptophyta, Magnoliopsida, Poales, Poaceae. The record is from RefSeq and is a predicted model, not a curated record. The transcript has 4 exons. Gene Ontology annotation, molecular function: catalytic activity. Gene Ontology annotation, cellular component: cytosol. Bases 842 to 3433 code for a protein of 863 amino acids. Gene Ontology annotation, biological process: trehalose biosynthetic process.
AAACCAAGCAAAGCCACCCUCCUCUCGAACUCAGAAUAAUCUCUCGUCCUUUUUUGUGCCUUUUCUUGUACUUCCCAUCCCUUGCUCGGCUUUGAGUUGAUCCAUCGACCACAAAAAAAGAAAGAAGAGAAAAAAAAUUUGCAGUCUCCCUCACUCGCUGCUGUCCUAUGCGACUAUUUUGUCCCGGUCGUUUGAUCAAUCCAAGGACAACUCAAUGAGAUGAUGCUGGCGAUGAGGUGAAGUGAACCCUCCUAUUAAAGUUGUUUUUUUGGCUCCCUCUCACACAACAUGAUCAGCUCUAGAUCAUCUGGGCUUGGAUCAGGCGGAGAUAAAAUCUUCAGGUUCAUUAUUAGUUGAAAAAGAUCCGAUUUUUACUGCAGAGACUUUCUGUGAGCGAACUUCUCUCUGCGCCUCCCAUGUUUUUGCACCAAACAAGUUAUUAGAACUUGGAAAAGAGCACCACCAAUUUGCAAGAGAAGGUUCUCCCUUGUAUUAAAACCGCAACUUAUAUUGAUUCGAGAUUAAAGAGAUGCCACUGUGAGGAGGAUACUGACAGUUGGAGAGGCUCGUUGAAUCCAGGUGUUCCACUUCUCCCCCAGAAAGCCAAAAACCACUGCUGCGAGUGUGCCACUCUCCUGCAAGAAACUGUGAGCCAAAACACCGGCUCUGUUCUUGGCUAAUUAAAUCCCUCCCCUGAACCCCAGUUGCUGCUCUGUUUGGAUUCAGGUCUUCGCAAUUCUUGGAUUCCCCAGCAAGAACUGUUCUUCUCCCAGCCAAGAUCCCAAAUUUUUGAUCCGAGGCUCCACUCGGAACCAGGUAGGCAGGCUCCGGUGAAGAAGCCAUGGUGUCCCGCUCCUACUCCAACCUGCUGGACCUGGCCACCGGUGCGGCGGACCAGGCGCCGGCGCCGGCCGCGCUCGGCGCGCUCCGGCGGCGGUUGCCGCGCGUGGUGACCACCGCGGGGCUCAUCGACGACUCACCGCUGUCGCCCUCGACGCCGUCGCCGUCGCCGCGGCCGCGCACCAUCGUGGUCGCCAACCACCUGCCUAUCCGUGCUCACCGCCCGGCGUCGCCGUCGGAGCCGUGGACCUUCUCCUGGGACGAAGAAUCGCUCCUCCGCCACCUACAGCACUCGUCGUCCUCCCCCGCCAUGGAGUUCAUCUACAUCGGCUGCCUCCGCGACGACAUCCCGCUGGCCGAGCAGGACGCCGUUGCGCAGGCGCUCCUCGAGUCGCACAGCUGCGUGCCGGCGUUCCUGCCCCCCGACAUCGCCGAGCGCUACUACCACGGCUUCUGCAAGCAGCACCUGUGGCCGCUCUUCCACUACAUGCUGCCGCUCUCCCCGGACCUCGGCGGCCGCUUCGACCGCGCGCUGUGGCAGGCGUACGUGUCGGCGAACAAGAUCUUCGCGGACAAGGUGCUCGAGGUGAUCAACCCGGAUGACGACUUCGUGUGGGUGCACGACUACCACCUCAUGGUGCUCCCCACCUUCCUCCGCAAGCGCUUCAACCGCAUCAAGCUCGGCUUCUUCCUCCACUCGCCGUUCCCAUCCUCGGAGAUCUACAAGACGCUCCCCGUGCGGGAGGAGCUGCUGCGCGCGCUGCUCAACUCCGACCUCAUCGGCUUCCACACGUUCGACUACGCGCGCCACUUCCUGUCCUGCUGCGGCCGUAUGCUGGGGCUCUCCUACGAGUCCAAGCGGGGGCACGUCUGCUUGGAGUACUACGGCCGGACGGUGAGCAUCAAGAUCCUCCCGGUGGGGGUGAACAUGGGCCAGCUCAAGACGGUGCUCGGGUUGCCGGAGACGGAGGCGAAGGUGGCCGAGCUGAUGGCGACUUACUCCGGGAACGGGAGGGUCGUCAUGCUCGGCGUCGACGACAUGGACAUCUUCAAAGGGAUCAGCCUCAAGCUGCUCGCCAUGGAGGAGCUGCUGCGGCAGCACCCCGAGUGGCGGGGCAAGCUGGUCCUCGUGCAGGUCGCGAACCCGGCGCGCGGCCGCGGCAAGGACGUCGACGAGGUGAAGGGGGAGACGUACGCCAUGGUGCGGCGGAUCAACGACGCGUACGGCGCGCCAGGGUACGAGCCGGUGGUGCUGAUCGACGAGCCGCUGCAGUUCUACGAGCGCGUGGCGUACUACGUCGUCGCCGAGGUGUGCUUGGUGACCGCGGUCCGCGACGGCAUGAACCUGAUCCCCUACGAGUACAUCGUCUCCCGGCAGGGCAACGAGGCGCUCGACAGGAUAGUGGAGAUGAGCAAGCCGGAGGAGAAGAAGAGCAUGCUGGUGGUGUCCGAGUUCAUCGGCUGCUCCCCAUCCCUUAGCGGCGCGGUGCGGGUGAACCCGUGGAACAUCGAGGCCGUGGCCGACGCCAUGGAGAGCGCGCUCGUGCUGCCGGAGAAGGAGAAGAGGAUGCGCCACGACAAGCACUACCGCUACGUGGACACCCACGACGUCGGCUACUGGGCCACCAGCUUCCUGCAGGACCUCGAGAGGACGUGCAAGGAUCACUCGCAGCGGCGGUGCUGGGGCAUCGGCUUCGGCCUGCGGUUCAGGGUGGUGUCGCUUGACCUGAGCUUCAGGAAGCUCGCCAUGGAGCACAUUGUUCUUGCUUACCGGAGGGCCAAGACGCGCGCCAUCCUGCUCGACUACGACGGCACGCUGAUGCCGCAGGCGAUUAACAAGAGCCCGAGCACCAAUUCCGUCGAGACGCUGACCAGCCUUUGCAGGGACAAGAACAACAAGGUCUUCCUCUGCAGCGGGUUCGACCGCAGCACUCUCCAUGACUGGUUCCCCUGCGAGAACAUCGGCUUGGCAGCUGAGCACGGGUACUUCCUGAGGCCGUCGAGGGAUGCAGAGUGGGAGACUUCCAUUCCGGCUGCGGACUGCAGCUGGAAGCAGAUCGCGGAGCCGGUGAUGUGCCUGUACAGGGAGACAACGGACGGCUCGAUCAUCGAGAACAGGGAGACGGUGCUCGUCUGGAACUACGAGGACGCAGACCCUGACUUCGGUUCGUGCCAAGCCAAGGAGCUCGUCGACCACCUCGAGAGCGUGCUCGCCAACGAGCCCGUCUCAGUGAAGAGCACCAUCCACUCCGUCGAGGUCAAGCCACAGGGCGUGAGCAAGGGCCUGGUGGCGCGGCGGCUGCUGGCGAUCAUGCAGGAGAGGGGCAUGUGCACAGACUUUGUGCUGUGCAUCGGCGACGACCGCUCCGACGAGGACAUGUUCCAGCUGAUCACCAGCCCGACCUGCGGCGAGUCGCUGGCGGCCACAGCGGAGGUCUUCGCCUGCACCGUCGGCCGCAAGCCGAGCAAGGCCAAGUACUACCUCGACGACACGGCGGAGGUCGUCAGGCUGAUGCAGGGCUUGGCCUCCGUCUCAGAUGAGCUGGUUCAGGCGGCGAACCCCUCCGAGGAGGACGACCCAGAGGAGGCGUAGGGCGCGCACGUCGCGCCAAGGAGUAGGCAGUGCACCGGCGAGUCGCGUUUGUUAUCCCGCUUUGAGCGUUUGCUGGGUAGUUAGGUGUAUAUGAUUUCCUACGAUUUUUCAGGGUAUUGUUACCGUCGGUGAAUUAGUCCUUGCUGAAUUGGUUUGCCAGCUAGUAAUAAGAGUGUCAUUCAGCAUUUGAUCUAGAUUAAUGCUCAUGUUACCACAACGAUGGUUUUUUUUUUUUUGUGUCGAACUAGAUCUUGAUAAAUCGGAUGCCCGAUGGAUGACCAGUUCAUCUGGAGCAAAUCUGCCCGCCUGAUUUCACUACCGAUUCGUCGAUGAACACUUAUUAUGCAGUCUAGCAGAGCUUCCCCAACCAGGGCCUGCCUAUGCGAUAUACAGAGUAUGACCACAUGGAGAAGGGUAUAGACAGGUUUGGUAACAUGGAGUGUACUGAGAUUAAAUGGUGCAUAUUGACUUCGGG